CUGCUACUUUGUAGGCGCCCACCAAAAACCGACGCCUUUAGUCUUAGUGGGGUAGAUUGCGAUAAGAUAAUGAUAACCCAAAAAAUUCCCAAAUUCCCGAGUCUCAAAGUUGAAAGCUGGUUGAUGAUCGAUCGAGUCUGAGUCUGCCUCAACGAGAGAUAGUGUAUCACAGCUCUCAAAAUGGCGACUUUGGAAGAGAAGCUUGACAAGAUCCGGUCACCGAAUCUUCAGAGUCAGCAGCAGACGGUUGUGAUUCUGAAGGCGGUGGAUGAGACGCUGAAAGAGCAAAAUACUGCGCCGACUCCCACAGGCUACUUCGCAGCCCUUCUUGCCUUGCUCAACCAAUCGAUUUCGAACGGGCAGAUCAACAAAGAGUUAACGCCUUCAGUGGUUUACCUGCUUGACGUCGUUACACCAUUCGCCCCGCAGUCGCUUCUCCGAUCCAAGUUUUCGCAGAUUCUCGCCCUUCUCGCCCCCGUAUUGCUUCUCGCCAAUGCCGAGGCGCCACUGCUCAAGCCCUCCAUCGGAUGCUUGGAGUCGCUACUGAUCGCCCAGGACUCGGCAGCAUGGAAACUGUCUACGAAUGAGGUCAGCCCUCGCCGCGCCGUCGCAGGUCUGUUGAACUUAUCACUGGACCCCCGACCCAAGGUCAGGAAGCGAGCUCAAGAUGCCUUGAAGAACGUCCUCAAGAGCCCCCCUCCGAGUCCCUCCUUGGACCACCCAGCCGCGGAUCUUUGCGCCGAAACUGCCAUGAGAAGCCUGGCCGAGCUGGCCGCAAAAGCCGCAGCCUCGAGGAAGCAGAAGAAGUCGCCCGAUGCAGAGCACGAUCCCGCUCUGAUCCAUGCCCUGCAGCUGAUCAAGACCAUCACCUCUGCCAGCAAUGGCUGGCCGAGCAAGAAUAUUGAGUCUCUCUGCGAGCUUUUGUUGGGCAUCGCCAAGACCGGAAACGACCACAUGACAAUGGCAGUAUUCGACAUAUUCGAGAUGAUCUUCGAGGGCAUGGCAGCCGAAGACCUCGGCUCUGUCAAGCUCCCACGACUACUCGAGAUUAUUGCCGAGUUGCGUCCUUCCGCCAACGAUACUCAGCUGCUCCCGCCGUGGAUCGCCAUCCUUUCCCGCGGAUACGAUGUUUCUGCUCAGAUGGAACCCGAAGACACUUUCCAAAAGCUCCCCGAGCUCUUUGCUCUGGUUUCCGAGUUCAUGGAAUCGUCCUCCCACAACAUCCGGGUUUCUGCUUCUGAAUGUUUGAUCUCUUUUGCCGCCAACUGCAUACCGAACUCGGUCAUCUCCGAACCGUCUAUCUACGACGAAAAGAUCCUCGAAAAACUGGCAAAGUAUGCAGAGACCUUUCUCAGUGUCAAGUACCAAUCGGCCUGGAUGCAAACCUUCAAUGUCUUUGGUGGCCUCUUCGAUGCCUUGAAAUAUCGCGCGAACCCUAUGUUAUUAAAUAUUGUGAAGACUGUCGGCGAAUUGCGCGGUGACGAUUCCUUCAUGGGCAAAAAGGAGGCCGACGAGGUCCUAGGCAAGGCUAUCAGGGCUAUGGGACCUGAGGCGGUCUUGAGCGUACUGCCCCUAAACCUGUUGAAGCCUGUCAAGGGCCAGCCUGGGCGAGCUUGGAUGCUGCCAAUCAUGCGCGACUUCACGAGCAACACCAAUCUCCAACACUUCAGGACUGAAAUGGUCCCAAUUAGCGAGGCUAUGUAUCAGAGAGUCAUGGACAACGGCGACGCACCAAAGACUAUGGAGAUCAAGAUAUACGAGACCCUCGUCCAACAGACUUGGUCGAUUCUGCCUGGAUACUGCGACUUGCCCUUAGAUUUGACUGUUGCCUUCGACCAGUCUUUUGCAGAGAUGUUGGCAAACCUGCUAUACACCCAAGUCCAACUGCGUCUCGAUGUUUGCAGAGCGCUGAAGACCUUGGUAGAGUCCAACCAAGCUGCUGCCUCGGUAGAAGACGCUGAAGCUGAAGAUCUGGUCCUGUACACCAGGAUUUCAAAGGACGGCGCCAAGAAAAACCUGACCUACUUAGGUACAUUUGCAGGCAACCUACUUGCAGUUCUAUUUAACGUGUACAGCCAAACGCUCCCCCAAUCGAGAGGUCCGAUUUUACAGACGAUCAACGCCUACUUGAGCAUUACGCCAGAGCAAGAACUUAUCGAGACCUUCGACAGAGUCAGCACAAUGCUCGCACAGGCAAUUGCGGAAGCUGCCAGCGAGCAGGAAAAGAACAAGCAGAAGCCAAAGGACCAGGGGCCAUCAACGAGCCACACUUUGAUGGAUCUCGUCAUCACCAUGUCUGCCUACCUUCCUAGGCAGAGCUUUGCCGCGCUGUUCAACAUUGCAGCUCUCAUCAUUGUCAAGGAUGACGACCCACAACUACAAAAGAAGGCCUACAAGCUUAUUCCUAGACUAGCAAACUCAGAGGUUGGUAAGGUAGCUUUGCAGGAACGCUUUCCUGAGUUGCAAAAUCUCCUGCUCACUGGAGCUGAGAAGGUCUCUAUUCCAGCAAGGAGAGAGCGGAUCGCUGCAAUUGCAUCAAUGAUCCCGUUUAUCCCCGACGACUCUCUUCACUUCAUCCCCUCUGUUCUCUCAGAAGUCGUGAUCGGAUGCAAGGAGAACAACGAGAAGGCCAGGACUUCAGCAUUCGACCUGCUCGUUCUCAUGGGCCAGAAACUAGAACAAUCCAAGGGCAAGCUGAUCAAGAACAGUGAGGUUCCCAAUAUGCCCAAGGAUGCCCCAUCUGUUCCUGCGGGUAUUGAAGAGUACUUCACCAUGGUUAGUGCAGGUCUUGCAGGUAGCACGCCGCACAUGAUCUCAGCAUCCAUCACUGCAAUUACCCGUAUCCUGUACGAGUUCCGCGAGUCUCUCACCACCCAAAUCUUGAGCGAUCUUGUUGAAACCAUGGACCUCUUCCUCACAUCCAACAACAGGGAGAUUGUCAAGAGUGUGCUGGGCUUUGCCAAGGUGUGCAUCAUCAGCUUACCCACCGAGAUGAUGCUGCCCAGGUUACCUACUCUGCUUCCCAACCUGAUGGUGUGGGGACACGAACACAAGGGCCAUUUCCGUGCCAAGGUCAAGCACAUUCUCGAGAGGAUGAUUCGACGCUUUGGUUUCGAUGUUAUCAACAAACAUUGCCCUGAGGAUGACCGAAAGCUGAUCAAUAACAUUCGCAAGACCAAGGAGCGUAGCAAGAGGAAGAAGGACGCCGCCAAAGCUGAUGGCGAGGAGGAAGAUGAUGAGCAGACUGAUGGCAAGCGGAGGGGCAAAUUCGAGAGCGAAUACGAUGAGGCUCUCUACUCUAGUGACUCGGAAGCUUCAGAGGAUUCUGAUGAUGAAAUGCUUGGCAAGCCCAAGAAGGGCAAGAAGGGAGGCAACGCUUAUAUCAUGGAAGACGAGGACGAACCACUUGAUCUUCUCGACAAGAGGGCUCUCGCCAACAUUUCGUCAACAAAGCCUGUACAAAUGCGCAGAGCGGCCAAGACGAAGGCCAAAACAGAUAUGGACGGCAAGCUCAUCUUCGGUGACGACGAGGAUGAUGCCAUGGUUUUGGAUACACCUGCUGAUGGCGAAUCCAGCGGCGUCAACGCUUAUGUCGCCGCUCUCAAGGGCAAGGAUGCUGCUCGCCGCGGACAAAAGGGAAAGCUCAAGUUCUCUAAUAAACACAGGAACCAGGAUGACGACGAUGAUGAAAUGGACGUCGAUGAGAAAGACAUCGCUGCUAUCAAGAGCACUGUUAACAGAGGUCGUGGUGGCUUCGGAGGUGGUCGUGGUCAAACCUUCCGAGGUGACAGAGGCGGCCGAGGCGACAGGGGCGAUAGAGGCGAUAGAGGCGAUAGAGGCGAUAGGGGCGGCCGGGGCGGUAGGGGCGGCAGGGGUGGAAGAGGCGGUAGAGGUGGAAGCGGAAGAGGCGGCUUUGGCGGUGAACGGCGAGGCCUUGACGGAGAGAAGAGACACGGUCCUUCAGUACGCGGAGGUGGCAAGGUGGGCAAGCCGCAGUUCCCCAAGGGAGGACGCAGAUAAUACCGUGUUUGAUACCCUCAUGAUGGAUUGCUUCUUGCUUCGCUGGGGGCAAUAUAGUUGUUUUACUCUCAAGUUAUUUGGCGUUUGGACGCGAGGGGAAAAGAAUCUAGACAGUGAUGAAUUUUGACAAGACACACAUCAACCAGUACUAUCCAUAGAAGUAAACCAGAGCAAAGUGAUGCCGGAC
Molecule: messenger RNA, 4207 nt
Organism: Truncatella angustata
Lineage: Eukaryota; Fungi; Ascomycota; Sordariomycetes; Amphisphaeriales; Sporocadaceae
Product: NUC173 domain-containing protein
Exons: 2
Coding region: 181-4020 (1279 amino acids)
Source: RefSeq, a predicted model, not a curated record